Mycena indigotica is the source of this 453-nucleotide messenger RNA. RefSeq lists its product as uncharacterized. The coding region runs from base 1 to 453 and encodes 150 amino acids. The record is from RefSeq and is a predicted model, not a curated record. Lineage: Eukaryota; Fungi; Basidiomycota; Agaricomycetes; Agaricales; Mycenaceae. The transcript has 2 exons.
AUGGCACAAGCUGAAGCCACCACGAAGACUGCCCUCUCACUUGGCCAGCACUUCCUCGAUAUCCUCAGUACUGGCGGAGGACCAACCGCCUUGGAGCCUCUUCUCUCAGAGAGCUUCACCUGGAAAAUCUUCCCAGAGUCUCUUGGCGCGUUGCCGCGCAACAAAGACGAUUACCUUCUCAUCAUUGGGAAUCUCAGCAACUUGUACAAGUCACUGAAGGCCACCAAAGUGCUGGAUACUGUCGAUGCCGGCGACUCCGCCGUGUUGCACCUCCACAUUCAGCUCCAACACGGCACAACUGAUGAAGUAUUCGGUUGCGAAUACAUCUUCAUUUUCCGUUCCAGCCCAGAUGGAAAGCUGGCGAGCGUAACCGAAUUUGUGGACGCGGAGGUUACUCGCAAGUCGUGGGCGGCUGGAGAUGGUGUUGGCUUCAACCUACUGAACAAGGAAUAA